Messenger RNA from Pyrenophora tritici-repentis Pt-1C-BFP, 1299 nucleotides. RefSeq names its product BUD22 domain containing protein. NCBI's taxonomy places the organism in Eukaryota, Fungi, Ascomycota, Dothideomycetes, Pleosporales, Pleosporaceae. The record is from RefSeq and is a predicted model, not a curated record.
AUGGCUGGUACACGAUCUUCUACCCGCACUAGCGGCAGCAAUUCGAGCCCUGCAAAGAAUGGUACCGCAGCUGGCACUAAGCGCAAGCAGGAGGUGGAACCAUCGUCUAAGCGCAACCGUAAGGCGACCAAGAAGCAGACGACUAUCGAGGAAUCGAUGGGCAAGGGGGAUGAUAGUGAGAUGAGAGAUGCUUCAGACGGGGGUUCAGACACAAAGCAGAUAGACGAGUCUGAGGAGAAGGUAGAUGAGGACCUCAUCGACUCAGAUGAUGAAAAGGCACUUACGACUGGCGAUGAUGUGAUUGCAGCCACUACUGGCAACGAGCAGAAAGAGGAUAAAACCGACGAUGCUGCCGCAAAGACAGACAAGGUUUCUCAAGAUAAACAGGACGACAAGAGUAGUGGAGACGCGAAAGAAUCUGUUGCCGAGGGCGACGGCGCUGUCGAAGAGUCUUCCCAGCGCGCAAAGCAGGUCCCAUCCAACAUUCUCGAGAAGGGUGUCAUCUACUUCUUCACUCGCAAUCGGGUCGGCAUCGAAGAAUCUGAGAGCGUCGGUGAUCUCCAGCGCACCUUCUUUGUCCUCCGCCCAAUGCCAACUGGGGCCAAGUUGGGUGACGGUACACUUGCAGACAAUAACAACAAUCGACUAUUCGCUCUCCCUAAAAAAGUCUUCCCAAAAUCACACAACGAUCGAUUCAUGGCUUUUGUUGAGAAGGCCAACACUACUAUCAAAGAGCUGAAGGAGAGCUUCUUCGGUGCAAACGAAUAUAAAACGAAGACACAAGGCAGCCGCCGUACGGAGCCCGUCGCACCGGUGGCUGAGGGUGUAUAUGCGAUAACUCGUACUGAGGACCGUACUUGCCACCUCGUCUACUCGACUACUAUUCCCUCGGAGCUUGGGGAGGUGCAGGAGGAUCUCGGAAUCAAGGAUCAGGGUAGCUUCAUCAUGAGUGUGAAGAAUCCUGAACGCAGUGGACCUGCUCAGGCUCAGCUCCCUCAAAAGCCCGACUUUCCCAAGGAAUUCAUCGAAGAGUUCCGUGGUCUAGCUUGGGUCGAAGUCAAGCCAAAGUACCUAGACUACGAAUACUGCCAGAUUCUACUUAUCGGCGAGAAGAUGGAAAAUGGUGUACAGCCUACAACCAAGGAUCAGAAACACGAAAAGGAUACGCCUCUGGAGGAGAUUGAGAAACUGGAGCACGAGGACGAGCUCCGCGUCGAACAUCUUUCCGGUGACGACUCCGUCUAUGAUGAUCUCAAAAUCAGCAAACAAGAAUACCCCCAGGUUGCGACUACCUGGUGA